AUGAGUGUUAAAUAUAAUUUUUAAUUUGUUGUCUAAUUUUGAAACGAGGUAUAAAAAAAAAUUGCGAAUGAUUUGAUUCAAAGUGUAUAUAAAACUAUAGUUUGAAAACAUUUAGAAAUUGUCACGUGUUCUAAAACCCGAACGCUGAUAAUAACAGGCUAAACCGCUAAGUUCUUUCUGAUAAUCUUACACAUAUAAACAUACAUAUACACAUACACAUCCUAGCCUUGUGAUCAACGUGUUGAUAGUGGUUAUCUCAAUGUGGUGUUAAAGAACCACGAGUCGUUUGCUUUAUUCUCGUCGUUGAUCGUUAACGCUCAAUGACCAUUUUUUUAGUUAAUAUUAUAUUUCUAAACUACGUUUUAAUCAAAUCAAAAUAGAAAUCUGUUAAUGAAGAAGAAGAAAAAGAAGAAGAAGAGGAAGAGAAGAUACAAGUGUACACACAAGAGAGUGUACAUUUUUUUAAUUAACAACAAAGUUUGAACAAAAAAAAAACUUCUGGACAAUCACCAUGAAUGAACAAUUCGUGCAGUGUAUCAAAGACAAAGUUAAGUGAAAUCUAUAUGAAGAAGAAAAAAAAGAAAACAAAAUCUAAUUGAGAAGCUUGAACUUGUUAGGGUGAAAGAAGAUACUAACAGUAAAAAGUAUCAAUGACAAUUGAACAAUAAAGUUUGAUCAAAGAAAAGUAAAAUCAAAUUUGUAAAGUGACAAUCGGUAUGAAAAAUCGUCGAAGAAGAAGGUUGACAGAACAACAGAUUUAUCGGUGAGAGAUGUUUGAUGGACGUAAAUUGUAACGAUCAGCUGAUGUAACUCGGAGUAAUAGUAGUAGGUAGAAGUAAGUGAUAGGAGUGGAAAGUGAGGAAAGAAGAAGGUGGAGAAAGUAGUAGAAGAAGAAGAGGGAAGAGACUUAGGAUGGGCUGCAGAUCGGCAGCUAAGUUCACGGUGGAGGAAGGGUGCAGCGAUCGAGGGCAGCUCGAGACGACGACGACCUCGUCGUCGGUGAGGUGCACCGCCGAGGUCAUUGACCUCUUCAACACUGAGCAGGCUAAACGCUUGCUGCUGAGGCAGCUUGGCGAAAAGCGUGCCAGUGAAGAAGAAGAAGAAGAAGAAGAAGAAAAAGAACUAAAAAUAAGGACAAGGACGAGACCAACCCAAGAAUACGAAAAACACCACCACCAUAAAGAAAAACAACAAGACCGAGGCCAACAAAGUAAUUGGUCGGAUUCGAUGAAAUUGUUAUCUCACGAAUUAAGAACUAAACUUGAGGAGGAAUUGUCCUCGUUAGGGAGAUAGCUGCCAAGUGAUAAUGCAGAGAUUUCGUUCGACCUUCAAAAGGUCGCGUACACCUACGGGUGCGGAAAUGAAGUCGCAAUCGAGCCUGGAAGUACCGAAACAGGUGAGAUCAGCGUCCUUCGACGAGAUCCAAUUGGAAGCUCAACGUCAGGAGGAUUCUUCUUCGACGGGUGCUGGGGUUGGUGGUGGUGGUGGACGUUGUUCCUCGUCGUACGGGGAAGCAUCGAGAUCACCGAGAAACACAUCGUCCUCUUCCUCGUCCUGUUCACCAGCAAGAUCACAGGAUUCCUCGGGAAGAGGAAGAAGAUUUUCAACAUUGAGGGUACCCCAAUUGCAAACUGGUCAACGUUCCAAAAGUUUCGAUGUGUACGAAAGGAACGUUGGAUUACCACCGUCGCAAAGGUCGCUGGGCGCGAUUCGAAGGGUGGACACACCGACGAUACAAGUUUCCGGUUGUUAUCAUUGUGCUUGCGUAGAGGAAUACAAAAAUCUCUUUCUUAGCAGAGACGAUGAUGAAACAACAACUACUACUACUGGUACAACAACAGGUUCCUCAUCAAGGGAUGACGAUUAUGAUUAUUCGGAUGACGAUGACGUCGAGGACGUUGCUGACGAGGAAGAAGACGAAGAAUACCUACCAACCGAUGAAGAACUCGAUUUCAAAUUAGAAUCUAAAAGGGACGGUAGCCCUGAGAUCAGAGUUACUUUUACGUCCUGUACAGAAAAACCUGAAUCACCUCCGCCAUCUUCUCCGUCACCGUCUACGAUAAUUACCAAAGAUUUUCUUAUCAAUGCUACUACGACCAAUACCCUUACUAGUAGCAUAACAACCAGUAGUAGUAGCAGUAUUUCUGAUGUCAAGGCUGAACUUUGUCCCGAAUUACCACGCAGAAGGUCCAUAGCCUUUCCCAAAUUGUCACGGCAAGAGGCAUUAACAUCUUGUCCACCCGAUUUACCAUCAUCCCCGUCUGGUUCUCGUGAGGACGAUGACAAAGAUUAUGAUGAAAUUGACGACGAAUUAUUGGACAAUAAUAAUAUCAUCAUUGAUGAUCAUUCGAAAACUAUUAAUAAUAAUAAUAAUGGUGUUAACAACAAACUCGUAGUGAGAGAAAUAUUUUUAACUGUGCCAGAACUUAAAAGAGAUCGUGCGGCAUCGGUUGAUUCGUGUUUUAACAAUAAUAAAAAUAACAAAUCUGAGGAUUGUCAUUCGCUUGAUGUACCCCAACAAAACAUCAGGUCGAAGAGCGUUGACAUCGUACUACCAACUGAAGUACAAACUCGGUACACUGCUUUAGUACCUGGAACCCUACCUGGAAACGAGCAUAGACCUACAAGAGGAGGAAGAGAAGAGGGUGCCUCGAGUGGUGGUCAACGUGAGCUACGAUCAACCCCUGAUUGGGGUGGUAGUGCAUUCAAUGGUGAACAUUUUUGGGUACCUACUGCUGCCUCUGGUGACUUUUGUUACGUCAAUGAUUGCUCGAAACAUGGACCACGGAUGAAGUGUUCUGCUUGUCGGGUAGUCGUCCACGCGGUAUGCGCCCCAAGUUUAAAUUUUGCCUGCAAGACGAGUUUUCGUGACGUCGGUGUUAGACAAUAUCGCGAACAAACUACUACAAAUCAUCAUUGGGUGCACAGACGUUCGCAGAAAGGGAAAUGCGCUAAUUGCAGUAAAAGUUUUCAAUCCAAAUUAAGUUUUACGUCUAAGGAAAUAAUCGCGGUAAACUGUAGUUGGUGUAAAACAGCUUAUCACAAUAAGGAAGCGUGUUUCAACGUAGACAAAAUUGGUGAAAAUUGCGAAUUGGGUUCGCAUUCGUCCAUCAUCGUGCCACCAUCAUGGAUCGUUAAAUUACCAAGAAAGGGUAGUUUCAAAAGUAGUUUGAGAAAGUCACCGAAAAGAAGGAAAAGUGGUACAGGUCCGUCAACUUCAUCAACGACACGUAGAAAAUCCAGAGACAAGGAAAAAGAAAAGGAACAACAACAACAACAGAAAGAAGAUCAAAGUAAAUUUUGGGUUGUCAAACCAAUUCCAACGGCAACCGUUAGACCAGUAUUAGUAUUCAUCAAUCCAAAAUCUGGAGGAAAUCAGGGUGCCAAAUUGUUGCAGAAAUUUCAAUGGUUAUUAAAUCCACGACAGGUUUUUGAUCUUACACAAGGUGGACCCAGAAUGGGAUUGGAAUUAUUUAAGAGAGUACCAAAUUUACGAGUAUUAGCCUGCGGGGGUGAUGGUACGGUUGGUUGGGUUCUCUCAGUGUUGGAUCAAAUUGGUGCACCCUCACCACCUGCAGUAGGUGUUCUUCCACUUGGUACGGGAAACGAUUUGGCACGGGCACUUGGUUGGGGUGGUGGUUACACGGACGAACCAAUCGGCAAAAUAUUAACCAGCAUCGGUGAAAGUGAAACCACUUUAUUGGACAGAUGGCAAUUGGUCGUAGAAAGGAAUCCCGAUAUUCAAAACGACGAUGAAAGUGGAAAAGCAAAAGAAAAUCUUCCAUUGAACGUUGUCAACAAUUAUUUCUCUCUUGGUGUUGACGCCCACAUUGCUUUAGAAUUUCACGAGGCACGAGAGGCACACCCGGAGAAAUUCAACUCUAGAUUGAGAAACAAAAUGUUCUAUGGACAAAUGGGUGGUAAAGAUUUGGUCAGAAGAAAAUGGAAGGAUUUGUCAGAAUUUGUGACAUUGGAAUGCGACGGUCAAGAUUUAACAUCAAAGUUGAAAGAACAUCGUGUUCAUGCAAUAGUAUUUUUAAAUAUCGCAUCUUAUGGUGGUGGAACGCAUCCAUGGUGUGCGGGUAGUACGACGAAGGAACCUUCAACAGAGGAUGGUUUAAUUGAAAUUGUUGGUUUAACCACUUAUCAAUUACCAUUAUUGCAAGCUGGUGGUCAUGGUACUUGCAUUGCACAAUGCAGUAAAGCUAAACUUGUUACUACGAGGACCAUUCCCAUGCAGGUUGACGGUGAAGCUUGUAGAUUAUUACCAUCGAUCAUAAAUAUGAGUUUGUUGAACAAAGCAACGAUGCUUGCUAAAAGAAGAAACACUGGCCAAUCGCAACCUGACGUGGCCAAAUUAGAAAGACUCAAUUUACCCGUCAUGAGGAUCAAGAUGUCGGAUUACGAGACUUAUUAUCACGACAAGGAUAGAUUGAAAAAGGUAGCUAAAUUGUUGAUACCCGAACCAUUGGAUUUGGAUGCUACGACUGAUUUGGUAUCGCUGAGAAAUAUUUUAGCGAAGAAUUAUAACAUGGACAAUUGUUGUUUCCUAGAUUCCUGCACAGCUGAAAGAUUCUUCAGGAUUGAUCGUGCCCAAGAACAAUUGCAUUACGUUACUGAUGUGGCUGCCGAAGUUGUUUACAUUCUUGAAGAAAGUAGUCCUAGUCAAGGUGUACCAACCGGAGAAACUGAAAUCUGUACAACAGCUUCUCAAGAACCUGAAACAGCUCAUCCUUCACCUAGCGAAGAACGUCCAAGAGAAAAGCCAGCCAUGACAAAAGCAGGCCCACCAUCAUCACCUACGAGUGAUCAGACUUCAUCUAAACAACAACAAGAAGAAAAUCAUCAAGCAGAAGUCACCAAUCCUGCUAAAGUUCAACCACAGAAUGAACAACAACAAGUGUCAUCGACCAAUGCUGAUACCAAAUCUCAAUCUGAAACUAAACGACUGUCAUCACCACUAACAGCAUCACCAUCACCAUCAUCUAAUGUUAACAAUUCUAACUUGGCCAAAGAGGUGGAAAACCAAUCGCAGAAAUCUGUUAAUGUAGGAACACGUAAGAAAAUUAAAGAAGAAAUUAAAGAAGAUUAUGAUGAAAGGAAACAAACAACUCCUAAACAGGAUGGUAAUUCGUCUAAAUCGAUGACCUCAUCUAAUGUAAAUAGAACAGCUGAUCAAUCUUCUCACACCUUUAUCAGUCCACGUGAUAGACUUUUUGGGUUGAGUUCUGAGGUUCAUACCUUCAGUACCGGUUUACUCGAGAAGACUUCUGAUGGUAUUUUGAAGGCUGCUAAGAUAGGUGAUUUAUCUGCCCUUAAGGAAUUACAUAACAAAGGAUAUUCACUUUUAUCAAUCGACACUACUGGACAAACUGCUUUGCAUUUGGCUUCGAGAUAUGGUCAUAAGAAUAUCGUUAGAUAUCUUAUUGCCAGUGCACCACCAACGAUUCUUGACAUUGCUGACAAUGAUAAGGGUCAAACGGCUUUACACAAAGCAGCGCAAUAUAAAAAACGUUCAAUUUGUUGUAUGCUAGUAGCAGGUGGUGCAAAUUUAACAUUGAAGGAUAGACACGGUCAAACACCUAGGCAAUUAGCUUUGUCAGCUGAGGAUCGUGAACUAGCGGCGUACUUGCAAAGUCAGGAACAAUUCCAACUGGCUGUGGAUGAAUAAUAAUCAAUAAUAAUUCCAAUGAUUUAUAAUUAACAAUCCUGUGGGUCCUACUUCAGGAUUAUUUUUGGGGACCGACUUAAAAUUAGUUUAAUAAAUCUUGAUCUACUAUUACGUUAAGAACAAAACAAACAAAGUAAUAAUA
Messenger RNA from Polistes dominula (European paper wasp), 5813 nucleotides. RefSeq names its product retinal degeneration A (gene rdgA). Lineage: Eukaryota; Metazoa; Arthropoda; Insecta; Hymenoptera; Vespidae. Gene Ontology annotation, cellular component: plasma membrane. The record is from RefSeq and is a predicted model, not a curated record. Gene Ontology annotation, molecular function: protein binding; ATP-dependent diacylglycerol kinase activity. Gene Ontology annotation, biological process: phospholipase C-activating G protein-coupled receptor signaling pathway.